Molecule: messenger RNA, 2463 nt
Organism: Etheostoma cragini (Arkansas darter)
Lineage: Eukaryota; Metazoa; Chordata; Actinopteri; Perciformes; Percidae
Gene: aldh1a3
Product: aldehyde dehydrogenase 1 family, member A3
Exons: 13
Coding region: 118-1653 (511 amino acids)
Molecular function (GO): aldehyde dehydrogenase (NAD+) activity
Source: RefSeq, a predicted model, not a curated record
CAACUGCUGUGUGAGGAGGGAGGAACUCCACAUUCUUAUAUAAAGCCAGUAUAUGGGCUGGCAGCAUUUAGUCAACGGAGCAGACAGACUGGCCUUGGACUGUACUGCGGACCCAGAAUGGCACAGAACGGAACAACAGAGAACGGAGUGGCUGAAGGGAUCACAGCUUUGCCUUUUCCUCAGCCUGUCAAAGUUCAGGAGAUCAGACACACCAAGAUCUUUAUCAACAAUGAAUGGCACAAAUCCAGCAGUGGAAAGACAUUUCCAACUUUUAACCCAGCGACAGGUGUCAAAAUCUGUGAUGUGGAAGAAGCAGACAAAGAAGAUGUGGACAGGGCGGUGGGGGCAGCCAAGGCGGCCGGGCAGAGAGGCUCUCCAUGGCGUAAAAUGGACACGUCCAGCCGUGGAAUUCUGCUGCACAAACUGGCUGACCUGAUGGAGAGGGACCGGCUCCUGCUGGCGACCCUGGAGACUCUGGACACUGGGAAGCCUUUUCUGCAGUCCUUCUUUAUUGACCUGGAUGGCAGUGUCAAAACCCUUCGUUACUAUGCAGGCUGGGCGGACAAGAUCCAUGGCAAGAGUCUGGCUGUUGAUGAAAGCUUCAUGUGUUUAACCAAACAUGAGCCUGUUGGCGUAUGUGGAGCUAUCAUUCCAUGGAACUUUCCUCUGCUGAUGUUCAUCUGGAAGAUGGCGCCGGCAUUGAGCGGUGGAAACACUGUGGUUAUCAAGCCAGCAGAGCAGACCCCCCUCACAGCCCUACACGUUGGAUCGCUCAUCAUAGAGGCGGGGUUCCCUCCUGGAGUAGUGAACAUCGUUCCGGGGUUUGGUCCCACAGCAGGAGCAGCCAUCGCCAGCCACAUGGACAUCAACAAAGUGGCCUUCACUGGCUCUACAGAGGUUGGCCAACUGAUCAAAGAAGCAUCAGCCAAAAGUAAUCUGAAGAGAGUGACUCUGGAGCUUGGAGGGAAGAACCCCUGCAUUGUGUUUGCUGACUGUGACUUGCAGCUGGCUGUGGAGGAAACUCAGAAAGGAGCUUUAUAUAACCAGGGUCAGUGCUGCACUGCUGCAUCACGUGUCUUUGUGGAUGAAAGUAUUUAUGAGGAGUUUGUGAGCCGCAGCAUAGAAAACGUCAAGAAGAUUGUCAUAGGAGACCCGCUGGACCCCCAGACAUCACACGGGCCACAGAUUGACCAACAGCACUUUGACAAGAUUAUGGACCUGAUAAAGAGUGGGAAGGAGGAGGGAGCCAGGCUGGAGUAUGGAGGAGCAGCUUUGGGCGAGAAGGGCCUCUUCAUUCAACCCACCAUCUUUUCUGGGGUCAAAGACCACAUGCGCAUCGCCAAGGAAGAAAUCUUCGGUCCAGUGCAGUGUAUAUUCAGCUUUAAAAGCCCGCAGGAGGCUAUAGAGCGAGCAAACAGCUCACAAUAUGGCCUGGUGUCAGCAGUCUUCACAAAAAGUAUGGACAGAGCUUUGUCUGUGUCUGCAGCCCUGGAGACUGGCACUGUCUGGAUAAAUUGCUAUAACGCCCUUCAUGCCCAGACUCCCUUUGGAGGAUAUAAGAUGUCAGGCAAUGGACGAGAGCUCGGAGAGUAUGCCCUGGCUGAGUACUCUGAGGUAAAAGCAGUGACCAUCAAACUGAGUGAAACUCUGUGAGAAGAGCUGCCUAAGAUGUCCAGCGCUCUGCACUGCCCAUUACAUCAUAACUUUCUCCAACGCACACACUCCCUUAUUUGUCUUUAGUCAAGCUCUUGAUGUUGAGUUAGGGUUAGGCCAAUAUGUCAUUUUGUUUAUACGGUAUAUCAGAGCCCAGCAAGAAUCAACGUUUACCUUCCCCAUGAUACUCUGUAGGUGACAAAAGGCUUCAAAACUGCUAAGGCUUAUUUACAGGUUUUAUUUUUCUAAGAAUUUUCCAAUAAUUUAUUCAGAACUUCCCUCGGACAAACAUAUGUAAUUUGGUACCACAGUAAUAUUGGGAAAAUAGAGACAGUUUUCAGUUGGUACAUUUAGACAAAUAACUGACUUAACUCAGACCAUAGAAGCUCAGCUGAACAUGCACAACUGUAACAUGUAUUUCCAGUCAAUGAUCAUUAAAGUUUCCAAUACUAAAUGAAAAUUGAAUGAAUAUUUACUUGGGUUUAAACGGGGAAUUUCUUUCAUUGGAAUUCCAAUUUUACGCAUAAUUAGUACCAAGCAACAGUGUUCUUUCUAGGAAAAUACCAAUCUGAAAUCAGACAAUAAUCAGUCAGGGGGAGAAUACAGCAGAGAAAAUCUGCUUAUAGAAAAUAGGAAAUAUUGGACAGGAUAGAAAAACACAAUGUAAUUCUGCUAAAUGGAACAUCACAUUCAUUGUUAAUUUCACUUGUUUUAAUUUUAAACAAAUUGUAUGUCUGAAUACAAUACACAUUUUCUACAGGCUCAGUCUGCCACUUUAAAAAAAAAUUAUUCCAGUGCUGGUUCCAUGGU